Chinchilla lanigera (long-tailed chinchilla) is the source of this 6184-nucleotide messenger RNA. It is a transcript of the gene Lrrtm2, whose product is annotated as leucine rich repeat transmembrane neuronal 2. Gene Ontology annotation, molecular function: protein binding. NCBI's taxonomy places the organism in Eukaryota, Metazoa, Chordata, Mammalia, Rodentia, Chinchillidae. The transcript is spliced from 2 exons. Bases 683 to 2233 code for a protein of 516 amino acids. Gene Ontology annotation, cellular component: extracellular matrix. The record is from RefSeq and is a predicted model, not a curated record.
ACGGGUCUUCUUGAAUGCAGCCUUUAUUACAACCUCACUGCUGCUUCCUACACUGAAGGAAUACCAUGUUAAGUCAGGAGAUCUUCUUUCUUGCUUUAUUGUAAUCAGGGGAGGGCGGGGGUCUUGCAAUGACCCCAAUACUGUUAAAAAGCACUGUGCUUUUUAACAGUAAAGCUUCUGGAAAACCCAAACAAAAGACACGUCACCCGGUGACGUCAGCCUAUAUACAGUUCUGUGUGGUCGCAGCACAUAAGCAAAUCCAUUCUUGUGCCGUUUCUCGGAAAGGCUUUUCAGUAAAUGCACUCAUGCUGCUCCAGGAGCUCUUCUCUGCAACAAGCCGCCCAUCUGCCAUCAACAAGUUAAGACCAAGAGAACUAACGGCUGCGGAAAGAAGAGACUGAAGCUUUGAUGACCAGCAGCAGUUAGAGGAGGAGAAAAUUAAUAACUUAUACUGAAAACCUAUUUAGGAGAUCAGAGCAUCACAAAAAAUGAAACCAACGCUUUCCAGAGGAAUAUCCUAAGGAAAAAACAACUCACCCUGACGGAUUCAAUUUUACUGGGAAAUCUGGGGACACAGAACAGAAAACCGAUCAGAGGCUCCUGCAUGUUAGAGCCUUUUACAGACUCACUGCGUUGAGUCUGACCACCUCGACUGAAUGCAGCCUCCAACGUGCUCAGAAGAAUGGGCUUACAUUUCAAGUGGCCAUUAGGGGCCCCUAUGCUGGCAGCAAUAUAUGCAAUGAGUAUGGUUUUAAAAAUGCUGCCUGCCCUGGGUAUGGCGUGUCCACCCAAAUGCCGCUGCGAGAAGCUGCUAUUCUACUGCGACUCUCAGGGCUUCCACUCAGUGCCAAACGCCACAGACAAGGGCUCUCUGGGCCUGUCCCUGAGGCACAAUCACAUCACAGAGCUUGAAAGAGAUCAAUUUGUCAGCUUCAGUCAACUUACUUGGCUCCACUUAGAUCACAAUCAAAUUGCAACAGUAAAAGAAGAUGCUUUCCAAGGACUAUAUAAACUUAAGGAAUUAAUCUUAAGUUCCAACAAAAUAUUUUACUUGCCAAACACAACUUUUACCCAACUGAUUAACCUGCAAAAUUUGGACCUGUCUUUUAAUCAGCUGUCAUCUCUGCACCCAGAACUCUUCUAUGGCCUUCGGAAGCUGCAGACCUUGCAUUUACGUUCCAACUCCCUGCGGACUAUCCCAGUACGCCUGUUCUGGGACUGUCGUAGUCUGGAGUUUCUGGAUUUGAGCACAAACCGUUUGCGAAGUUUGGCUCGCAAUGGAUUUGCAGGAUUAAUCAAACUGAGAGAGCUUCACCUAGAGCACAACCAGCUGACGAAGAUUAAUUUUGCUCAUUUCCUCCGGCUAAGCAGUCUGCACACACUCUUCUUACAAUGGAACAAAAUUAGCAACUUGACAUGUGGGAUGGAAUGGACCUGGAGCACUUUAGAAAAGCUAGACCUGACUGGAAAUGAAAUCAAAGCCAUCGACUUGACAGUAUUUGAAACGAUGCCUAAUCUUAAAAUACUCCUCAUGGAUAACAACAAGUUAAAUAGUCUUGAUUCCAAGAUCUUGCACUCCCUGAAAUCCCUCACCACUGUUGGCCUCUCUGGCAAUCUGUGGGAAUGCAGCCCCAGAAUAUGUGCUCUUGCCUCCUGGCUGGGCAGUUUCCAAGGUCGGUGGGAACAUUCCAUCCUAUGUCACAGCCCUGACCACACCCAAGGAGAGGAUAUCCUAGAUGCAGUCCAUGGAUUUCAGCUCUGCUGGAACUUAUCAACCACUGUCACUCCCAUGGCUACAACUUACAGAGAUCCAACCACUGAAUAUACAAAAAGAAUAAGCUCAUCAAGUUACCAUCUCGGAGACAAAGAAAUCCCAACUACUGCAGGCAUAGCAGUUACUACAGAGGAACACUUUCCUGAACCAGACAAUGCCAUCUUUACUCAGCGGGUAAUUACAGGAACAAUGGCUUUAUUGUUUUCUUUCUUUUUUAUUAUUUUUAUAGUGUUCAUCUCCAGGAAGUGCUGCCCUCCUACUUUAAGAAGAAUUAGGCAGUGCUCAAUGAUUCAGAACCACAGGCAGCUCCGAUCCCAAACACGACUCCAUAUGUCAAACAUGUCAGACCAAGGACCGUAUAAUGAGUAUGAACCCACCCACGAAGGACCCUUCAUCAUCAUUAAUGGUUACGGACAGUGCAAGUGUCAGCAGCUGCCAUACAAAGAAUGUGAAGUAUAAUAUCUACCCGUCAUCAAAACUCACAUCAGAUAAGUAAUCUAUUUUACAUAGUAGGGGGCUAAAUACAUAUCUAAUUUUUACCAAUGGUGACAUUAAGCCUAAUUUUCCAAACCAAGUGGAGACUUAGUUUUUGAAGUGUUGAAGUAUUUUUAAUUUUUUAAUGAAACCAUAUUUUAAGUGUUUAAUGAAGCAUUGCUCACAUUAACUUGCACUCUUGUUGGAAAGUCUAAAAUGCUUCAAAAUAAGACAUGUCAUGUAUGUAAUUAUAUACUAUUGUGUGUAAACAUUUACACUAAGGUCUCCAUUUGCUAUUAUUUUCUAAUGAAAAUAGUCAGGAAAGAAGCUACUGAACAGAAACAGAUAUAGAUCAAUACCUGUUUGAUCAUUGCUCUCCAUCUCAUGUAACACACUGGCUUGCUGCGAAGUUCUCUUGUAUAAUAUGGUAUUUACUCAAAUCUAUAAUACUGCCAGUGUACGAAGCAGAAUUAUAUGUAUGCUAAAGACUGGUAAAUACUGAACAUUCUUCCUCCAGAAUUUUUGCCUGAUUUAGUAGACAUUAUCAAAGUCCACAUCAUGAAAUCAGCAGUCUUUAUAUAACGCUAAUAAGUUGAGAGACUAUUUAAUAUAUUUAAACAAUGAUCCAAGUGAUUGUAAAAAAAAAAGUCUCAUUACCAUGAAAUCAAUACUAAAUAAUUACACUAACUUCUUCUCAUACACCUCUAAUUUGACACAUAAUGGAAAUGUUGCCUUGUGGCAUUUAUACUAUUUUAAACUAGUAUUAAAUUACCAUUUUACUAAUUAAUUUACUAACUCCUAUAUUUACACUUAUAUGUGGAAAAAAUUAGAACUUAUUUGGGAGAGAAAAGAGAUAAACUGAGCCAGUUUAACAAUACUGACAUCUUCCUUUCAGUUUGCAAACUCUCUCUCCUCCUUCCCAGCCUCUGUCAUGAUCCAUCAAAGGCUGCCUUGACAAAGGGGUUAAACCACUUUCUUCUGCCUUUUUCUGAUUUUUAAGUCUUUAAAGAGCCAAAUUAAAAAUAAUUGGCUAGCAACAGGCACAAUCUUGAUUAUUGUUAUAAUAUAAAGGAACCAUGAAAAAAUCAUUUUCUAAAUGUUAUAUGCUAAAUUUUGACCUUUCAAUAAGGAUACCCAUCCUCAUUGUGUGGUUCUUUCUAAGAGACAGAAAGAACGUAUCACUGAAGUGAAUCUUAUGUAGAACAUUCAACAUGCCUAUUUAGCUACACAGCAGUAAAUGGAAGGCAGCACGAAGGUAAGAGGAUGAAGACCAGAGAAAGAUUUUUGAAACCUCGCUCUGGUUAGCUGAAGUUAUUAAGCAGCGAAGAAUGAUCAGACACAAUCUGCACAGACAGGGCAAAGCUCUGGGACCUGUGCUGAAACGGGAAGAGGGGGAGGUUCUCCAGUGUAAAUAGAAACAUCCCAUAAUAAUAAGUGGUGACAAUGCCACAUUUUCAUGCAGAAAAGAACCAUAAGUAUCAAUUUCUUCUAUGAUUUUUAUGGGAAAACUAUGACAUAUUUGGGACUUGUAUGUAAGUUAUCAAUUCAUACAAUUUUUCUACUAAGAAGGUUCUGUGUAUGUGAAAAACUAAAAUUAGAGCACUAACUUGAUUUCAAGGGAAAAAAAAAUGGACAUUUUUGCAACUGUCAUUGUAUGUGAAAAGGCAUAAAUCCUCAGAGGAGAGAAGAAGGGAGGAAAGAGAGACAGAGAGAGAGAGAAUCUUUUCCUUAACCUGUAUGUAAAUGUUCUAUCCUUCAUUCAAGGCAUAUUUUCUUUCCCAAGAUUAAAUUGAAAACAUAUUAUGACUAUAGUUUAGCCCAUAAGAUUUAAUUAUGAGUUUCAUAAUACUGCAAAGAGUAUGUAUAUUUCAAAAAUAAUGUGUCUCAGUACCGUGAAAAUAUGCUCUACAUUUUUUAAUGUAGGUAGAUUAGUUUGGCAAAGCCUCAGCCCAGUUCAAUUUGCUUGAUCUUAGGUGGUGCCAUUUCAUCUCCUGUUACAGCAGACUUUUUGGGCUUGCCUGAGCAGAGGCAGAUUUUCUGGCAUGGAGUGCAUGCAGUGCAAUACUUCCCCACAGAGGGACAGGAUCAGAAGCCCCUAUUACAAAUGAGAGCUCCAUGGGCUAAAAUUUACCAACCCAUUUAUCAGGGUGGCCACAGCCAUUUGUCAGGUGAGAAAGAACUGGUUCACAAUACAACUUUGAGCACACAAGGUUCCAUCAGCCCUGAACAAUAGCAGAGGAGUGUUCUCAUCAUUUCAAACCACACCAAAAUUUUUUUAAAAUUUUGAGUAGAAGGGUAAGAAAUAUAAAAUGGGAAUCCCUACAGUAGUCCUAAAGGACACAGUUAGUAAAAUGGACCAUUAAUUGGCAAAAUCCUUAAUGUAUGUGGAAAAGCAAGCCAUUUAGUAAUUCAGAGGGAAGAGCACUGUCAAGGGCACAGAGGCAUACUUUUCAGUUGAAAAAUAACUGAUUUUUGUUGCCCUCUACAUUUUUCGUAAUGCCCUCUGAGAAAAGUGAAUGACAAUGGCAAACAGGUAUUUUCCUUUCUCAUUUAAAGCACAAACUACCUUUUUAACUGCCUCUAGAAGGCAGAGUUCCAUCUAAUUGUUGCCUAUUUGUAUUUCAGUAUUAGCACAGGUUUUAAAAUGAGAUGCUAGUCAUCUGUGCUCUCUUUACCAGGGUGGAGAACUGGCCAGGGUGGAGAAGCAUCACAGAGCACUGCAGAUUCUGGUUACCACAGCAGGGUUGUUAGUUUUUUGGUGGGGUUUUAUCCUCUUUUGUCAUCACCAUCCCCGUUUUCAAGGUUAGAGGAAAAUGACUAUCAAGAAGCAGAGAAACAACCACUUUCUUGGGAACACGGAAGGCUAAAGAAGGCUAUGAUAACUGUAUCUACCUAGGAACCAAGAAAUAGAAAAUAGUUUGCAGUUGUUUCUACUCAUUUCUGUAGCUUGUCAGGGAUUUCUCACCUUUCUGGAAAGAGAGUGGGCUUGUAAAUUUGCAAAUCCACAAACAAUUCUGACUUACUACCAGCAUCAAAAAGCAAAGAUACUAAUUUUUAAGCCAAAAAUCUGUACUAACACAUGUAAUUUCUUAAUGUGCCUUAGUUAAUUUCUGCACCAAUUCAAUGAAUGGGAUUGACUGAACUUCCCAACUCCACUAAUUAUUAAAAUCCAUCUGCUUAUUCUAAUGCUAGUCACCAAGAGCUAGACUCCAUCUUCCCAAUAAAAAUGAGCCCUAUGCAGCAGUAGGUCUAGAUCCCCAAACACAGAACAUAAGUAUCAUUUUCUUAAAGCAUACUUCCUACACACAGCUAUCAGGGGAAAAUAGCUAUAAAUUCUCAUUUCUUCUCUCUUCCUCUCUCUCUGAAGUAUAAAUAGUAAAAAAAAAAUUCUUCUUUAAAGAAUAUUUGUAACAGCUGACUUACAUGAUCAUGUUCCUAAUACAGCAAUACAGUGACAGACCUAUCUGGAAAAUCUGUUUUGGGACACACUUUUCAUAUCCCAUUGGCUAAAGUGCUUGAGCCAGAAAAAGUGAAAGACAAAGAAGGCCAUCCAUGCACAAUUAAUAAUUUUUCUCUAAUCUUGGGCAAAUUCAUAAUAUUUGAAUAAGGCCAAAAACAAACAGAAAAUGAUUCCUUAAGCUUUCAUUCUGCUACUGCAAACAUCUGGAAACCUCUGCAACUCCUUCAACUAACAUUUUUUUCCUAGAUUUUUUAAAAAAGCCUAAUAUAUGGAAUGUUUGGUGAAUUUAUCAACACUGAGACUUGAAACUCCAAGUACAGUCCAAACACAUUGUGUUCAAUCACCUUCAAGAGCCAUGGGGGGGGGGCAGAUGGGUUAGGGUGGGAAGAAAAUACUGUUAAAGGGACAUCAUGGGGGGUAACAGUAAGUACGGUGUACAGGAAGUUUUGCUAUUAAAACUGUGUGUACUGUAAAAA